GCUCUCCAUAUCAUCAUCACCACGCCCGUGUACCCCGCAAUACCGACUCUUCACUACACACCAUAACUCCCAUCAUGGCUUCCCGUCGAGGCGUCGGGCUCGGCGCUUUUGCAAAUCGCACUCAAGCUAGCCAGUCGUACGCCAACCAUGGCGCAAAUCUACGCUCUACACACCUCUCAUCGUUACAAACCCAACUAUCGGUAUUCCAGUCACUACUGCAUACCUUCGCCCUAGAACACAGCUCAACUAUCAAAUCCAAUCCCACGUUCCGGGCAGAGUUCGCCCGUAUGUGUAACGCUAUCGGAGUCGAUCCCCUCGCAGCGAGCAAUGUCAAGGGCAAAACUGCGCGCAAAGGGCUAGGUGAGGCCGCCAGCUUCUGGACACAGAUCAUGGGAGGAGAUAUGAACGACUUUUACUUCGAGGUUGCUGUUCGGGUGGUCGAGCUUUGCCGGGAGACUCGAAGCGAAAAUGGGGGGUUAAUAGGUGUUGAGGAGUGCCGGAAGCGAGUCAGCAAGGGUAAGGCCAUUGGAAGUGGCCUAGCGGUUACAGAUGACGAUGUACUUCGCGCUGUGAAAUCUCUCGAACCACUAGGCUCCGGCUUCUCCGUCAUCCUCGUCGGAAGCAAGCAAUAUAUCCGCUCUAUCCCGAAAGAGCUCAAUACAGAUCAAGCUACCGUGCUUGACGCGAUCCAAAUACUAGGCUACGUGAGCGUAUCCAUGCUGCAGCUCAAUCUGAAUUGGGAAAAGGCCCGCGCACAGACUGUCCUCGACGAUCUCCUGGCGGACGGGCUUGUCUGGGUGGAUCUUCAAUGCCCAGAGAAAGAAUAUUGGUCUCCUCAAUGUCUGCUUGGAGAUGACGAUGAGAGCUGAUUCCGAGGCGGCAAAUGGUCUAUCGCCUUGUCCGACAGUCAAUCCUCACGUUCCUCCUUCUGAUAUUACUGUCUCUACAACGAAUACUCCGUAUGGAGUGCUUCCGGCUAAUCGCCACGGUCUAUCGCACCACCCAACCAGCAGCACCGGAGAACCUCGGAGCUUCGGAACUAGAAGUGCAUGCACAACUGCUACGGGCUCGGAUUUCCGACCUCUGAUAAGCGUCAGGCGCUGGGUGCAGGCCUUGCAACCAUAUACGGAGUAUAUAUAUAUAUAUAUAUAUAUAUAUAUAGCCAUGCCUUAUACAUGACGGAGCGGAUAUAUUCUAUUCGAUUCACAGGGGAGCCAGGGCCAGAGCGAAAGGCGAAAGUAUAUAUAU
Aspergillus ochraceoroseus IBT 24754 is the source of this 1248-nucleotide messenger RNA. RefSeq names its product ESCRT-II subunit protein SNF8. Gene Ontology annotation, cellular component: ESCRT II complex. The transcript has 2 exons. Gene Ontology annotation, biological process: protein transport to vacuole involved in ubiquitin-dependent protein catabolic process via the multivesicular body sorting pathway. The record is from RefSeq and is a predicted model, not a curated record. The coding region runs from base 75 to 869 and encodes 264 amino acids. NCBI's taxonomy places the organism in Eukaryota, Fungi, Ascomycota, Eurotiomycetes, Eurotiales, Aspergillaceae.